This is a messenger RNA of Synchiropus splendidus (mandarinfish), 654 nucleotides long. It is a transcript of the gene sap18, whose product is annotated as Sin3A-associated protein. NCBI's taxonomy places the organism in Eukaryota, Metazoa, Chordata, Actinopteri, Syngnathiformes, Callionymidae. Gene Ontology annotation, cellular component: nucleus. Gene Ontology annotation, biological process: negative regulation of DNA-templated transcription. Gene Ontology annotation, molecular function: transcription corepressor activity; transcription factor binding. Bases 92 to 553 code for a protein of 153 amino acids. The transcript has 4 exons. The record is from RefSeq and is a predicted model, not a curated record.
CGGGAUUCCUACUUGCUGCUUUCCGGUCGAGCGCGGUGGCUGUGUAUUUGAUAAAGGCACACGGAGCCGAAUCAAGACGGUAUAAAGCGAAAUGGCGCUCGAAUCGAGAAUUACACAAGAGGAGAUCAAGAAGGAGCCGGAGAAGCCCAUCGAUCGCGAAAAGACCUGCCCUCUUCUCCUGAGAGUCUUCACCACCAGCACCGGCCGUCAUCACCGAGCAGACGAAUUCACUCGUGGCAAUGUCCCUUCCAGCGAGCUGCAGAUCUACACUUGGAUGGACGCCACCCUGAAGGAGCUGACCAGUCUUGUGAAGGAGGUGUACCCCGAAGCCAGGAAGAAGGGGACACACUUUCACUUUGCCAUCGUUUACCCAGAUCCCCGUGUGAAAAUGUACAGAUUGACUGAUGUUGGGAGCACUAUUUCCGGCAGGAAAGGUCCAGAUGACUCAAUAACUCUGCAGUCCCAGCGCUUCCAGAUAGGAGACUACCUAGACAUCGCCAUUACGCCCCCCAACAGAGCCCCUCCUCUGGGCGCACGCUUAAGACCAUUUUAAACAUGACAGUAGCUGUUCUUUCUUCUUCUUUUUUGCAUUGUAUUGACAUGAUUGUCGUCUUGCUUUUUUUUUUUUACACAAUAAAACAUAAUUUCUUCCCA